Molecule: messenger RNA, 1410 nt
Organism: Hydra vulgaris (swiftwater hydra)
Lineage: Eukaryota; Metazoa; Cnidaria; Hydrozoa; Anthoathecata; Hydridae
Biological process (GO): nucleotide metabolic process
Molecular function (GO): catalytic activity
Source: RefSeq, a predicted model, not a curated record
AUUUAUAAAAACAAAUAGAGAUGAAACAGAGAUGAGACAACUUUGAGAAACUCUGUUAAAACCACAGAGGCUCAGAGAUGAGACAACUUUAAGAAGCUCUGUUAAAACCACAGAAAUGAACUGCUUAUUUAAAAGAUUCUAUAUAUUUUUUGCGCGGUUUUAAGUUAAAUUUUACGUUAAUUUAAAAUUCGCUUGAACAGCCAAUGACAUGACAAUUUUUGUUUUGCUUACGUAAAUUUAUCAACAUAAAGAAGGAAGCAUUAGUAAAAGUAGUUAAAUCUUUUUUUAGAUAAAAUUAAUGAUGGAACAUUUAAGCGAACAAAAAGAAUUUGUAUUUGCUGAAGAUGAAGUGCAAGUUUCCUAUUUACAUCCAUAUCCAAUAACAUCUGGGACAUCAGUUGUUGAGUCUAAAAAUAACAAUGUUACUUGUAUUUUUCAAUUGCCAAUAGAUGAAUACAAGCGGCUAUUGUUUAGUGCAAAAAAUACUGCACAUUUGCUAUGUAAUAAAUUAUGCGUCAAACGUUCUGCUCUGUUAGUCGAACCAGUAAAAGUUGCUGGUCAUCCACAAAUAAAAAUCAUUCCUUUGCAUGGUGUCAGUUCAGAAUGGACGCCGAUACUAAAUAAAGAGCCUGAAUAUUUUGAUGAAUAUCCUGGUUUUUGUAAUUCAAAAAAUGGACCGCGAAUGUCAGAGGUUGACUUAAACAAUAUUCAAAACAAAAUAAGAUAUAAUCUUGAAGAUAGCUCAAUUAGUUAUGCUUUUUACGGAGAUCAAAACGAUACGAAUUUAUUUUCAAGAAUCGUUCGGGGCGAAGAAAAACAAUGGCGCAUUUGGGAAGAUUCACACCAUGUGGCUUUUCUUACUCCAUUUCCAAAUACUCCAGGAUUCACAGUGAUAGUUCCUCGUAAACAUUUAACAAGUGACAUAUUUAGCCUUGAUGAUACCGAUUACGAAAAAUUAAUCGAAGCUGCCUACAAAGUAUCUACAUUAAUUAAAACUUCACUUUCGGUAGAAUCAACUUGUAUGAUUUUUGAAGGUUUUGAAAUUGAUUAUGCACAUAUUAAAUUGAUUCCCGUUUUUAAUAAGAAUGAAAACAAAAAUUUUAAAGAACCUAAAACAGAGUUUCAUUCAAAAUAUUUAGGUUAUGUAACGUCAUUAAAUGGAGAUUUAUAUCCAAAAGAUAAAAUGCUUAAAGUAUUUAAACAAUUGACCAAGGUGUCUGCCAGAUCAGGGAAAUCAGGGAAAACAGAGAAAAGUCAGGAAAUUCAGAUAUCUGCAAAAAAAUUAGGGGAUUAUCAGGGAAAUUACGUCAAAUUUAGAAAAAUCAGAGAGAAAUCAGGGAAAAUGGCUCUUCGUCUAACUUACAUAACUUAAAUAAGUUGUAUAUAAUACACUUAAUAUAAAAGUAUAUU